UUUCAGAUUCUUGCAUGGUAUCGUCUCCUCCUGACGCUCUCUUUCGGCCGGUCCUUAUACGCUGCUCGCGUAUAGUGUUUGUUGGUGUCGGUACGACAGGCAAAAAUACACGAUUCUAUGAAUUUUCAUCAAAAACGGAGAAUGAGAGACUCUCCAUCAGUAUUAUCUGGAGACUUUAUCGACAGUGCUUGAAAAUGGGCGUAGCGGAGUAGUUUCAAAAAUAAAAGUGGGCGUAAAGCGCUGGAAACUGCUUAGCGAAAUGGUAACAAGUAAAACACCGGAGUGGCCGCUCUCAGGUUUCUCUCUGUUGUGACUCACCCCCACUACUGGAGUUCGGUCUCUUCGUCUCCAGUCUUCUUCGACCUUGGUAGCGAAAACAAUUGCUAAUAAUGUGAAAUAAAUACCGAACACGGACGGCAACAGCAAACGUGCGAGAGAAACUGAAUCAGGCGAAAAUAAAUAAAAGAAGUCAUGGCUACGAGUUUCAUGGUGCGAAAGGGCCUGCGCUCCAUCGGCGUUUACUGCUACGCUACGUGGAGCAGGUCGAGGAACUUGAGGCACGUCGGAGCAGGAAUCCUGACGGGGUUCGCGGCGUACAGUGUAUCUAGGGUUACGGUUUUCGCCGCGCAAAACGACCUGCAUAAUUACGUUAAGACCUUCAUGGCGGAGCCCGUCACAGCCGUUGAAAAAUUGCAGAAAAGCCCGAGCGACAUGAGAACGCGAAUGGAGCUGCUGGUGAUGAAGACCCAGGCAGACUUCUGCCGGGCCCUCGAGUCGCUGGAGACCGACAAGUCGUUCAAGGUGGACCGUUGGACCAGGAAGGAGGGCGGCGGCGGUGUCACCUGCGUGCUGCAGGACGGCCAGGUGUUCGAGAAGGCCGGCGUCAACGUGUCCGUCGUGACAGGCGUGCUACCGCCAAGCGCGAUCCAGCAGAUGCGGGCGCGCGGCAAGAAGAUGGAGGACUCGGUGCCGUUCUUCGCCGCCGGUGUCAGCGCCGUCAUCCACCCUCGCAAUCCCAUGGUCCCGACGAUUCACUUCAAUUACCGCUACUUCGAGGUGACAAACCCGGACGGCAGCACGCAGUGGUGGUUCGGCGGCGGCACGGAUCUCACUCCGUAUUACCUGAACGAGGAGGACACCAGGCACUUCCACCAGGCGUUGAAGACCGCGUGCAACAAGCACGAUCCCGCCUACUACGCCAAGUUUAAGAAGUGGUGCGACGAUUACUUCAACAUCGUGCACCGGGGCGAGCGGCGCGGUGUGGGCGGGAUAUUCUUCGACGACCUUGACACCCCGGGUCAGAACGAGGCGUUUCAGUUCGUCACCUCCUGCGCGGAGGCGGUCAUUCCAUCGUACAUUCCCUUGGUCAGGAAGCACAAAGACGACGGCUACGGGUACUGCGAGAGGCAGUGGCAGCUGCUGCGACGGGGCAGAUACGUCGAGUUUAAUUUGAUCUACGACCGCGGCACCAAGUUCGGCCUGUACACGCCUGGCGCGCGAUACGAGAGCAUACUCAUGUCCCUGCCGUUGAAUGCCAAGUGGGAGUACAUGCACGAGCCGGAGGCCGGCUCGAGGGAGUCGCAGCUUCUGGAGGUGCUGAAAAACCCCAAGGAUUGGCUGGGCGAAGCCAAGUCGGGCAAUGCGCGAGUGUAGUUUGUAAAAGCAGUCGUGAAAUGUAACAUUCGCGAGUGCGAGGGGACCAUGCAAUACGGGUUAUCUUAGUAUAUAAGUAGGAUUUUUAAUGACAGAGAGAAACCUACGGAUGCGAUAUUUUCAGAGAGUUGACUUACGUAGGAAACUUGCAAUAUUUCGCUGACCACGUACGUCAACGUCAGCCGGAUGUGAUACUUCAAGUGCCAGACAUUGCGGAACUGUGUCGUAAAUGAUCGUAUAAGAAGAGUAGAUGCGAAUUUUGUACAAUAUACAUGUAUUAAUUAAUAACUGGUCUUGUAUACAAUCGUACGUACAUUGAAAUUUAUAUUUCCCGAAGAAAUCAAUACAUAAAAGUAAAAAUGAGAUAAAAGAAUGCAGUAUAUAAAAUCUCUCGAGCCGCUUUAACGAACGACAGUCAUUUUAAAAACUUAAAUAUUAAACAUUAUUUACAGUAUAAUACCAGGCAUCGUUAUCAGAAACGACCUGUUUUUCGUUAAGACGUAUAUGUGUAUACUUAUACGGAAGUCGGUGGUAAUCAUAGUCAAUUUCGUAAAUUUAGCUUAAUACUCAGUCUUCGGGGUUUACAGAAAAUUCCACUCCUAAUUAGGCAGUUAUACAAAGCAAGGGUCACCUUGCUGAAACGAGUUGCAAUAUCAUAUCCACUUUAGGUAUCAUAUAAAUGCGCGGCGAAGGUAUUUCUAAACCUGUAUAAAAUAUUACAUAAACAAUAAUAUCGCGAUAUGCUAUAAAAUUGA
Vollenhovia emeryi is the source of this 2408-nucleotide messenger RNA. RefSeq names its product oxygen-dependent coproporphyrinogen-III oxidase (gene Coprox). The record is from RefSeq and is a predicted model, not a curated record. Gene Ontology annotation, molecular function: coproporphyrinogen oxidase activity. The coding region runs from base 472 to 1653 and encodes 393 amino acids. Gene Ontology annotation, cellular component: mitochondrial intermembrane space; cytoplasm. The transcript has 3 exons. Lineage: Eukaryota; Metazoa; Arthropoda; Insecta; Hymenoptera; Formicidae.